AUGUCAGUAAUAGAUGUCUGUGACAAAAAAAUGUCCAGUUUUAGUAAUACUUUUAGACGACUUGGUUUAAUAUUGACAAAGACAACUAUUACGCCGAAGGAUUAUAUCACUUUAAACAGCCUCCAGGAAGAAAAUAUUUCCAUGUAUCCGGAUUUAAAUUUCACGCAGGAUAUUUCAAUGUCCGAGAAAAGUGAUCAUCAUAUACUAAAUUUCAAAUCUGACCGGAGUUAUUCUGAUACUGUGAGAAAUGAGCGAGAAGUCGAUAAGGUUCCACUUGCAAAUAUUUCUAUCACUCCAGAAUCUAUCGAAAGCAAGCCAACAUCUCUCAGAGCAUUUGUACAAUUUGACAGUCAAUUUACAGAAAAAGUAAACGACAUUUUUGUGACAUUGAGAUGGAAUCAACCUGAAUUUACCGAUGAAAUAAUACAGGGAUACACAGUGCAAUGUUUUUUCAUCGAGGACUUAAAAGAGAUUCAAAUCUGCGAUGAUAAAAAUAUUACAACUAUAAAAUUGGAGCACACGGUGCACAAUCUAACAUCUAACACGACAUAUUAUUUUCGAGUACGUGCGCAUACUAAAAUUGUUGCUGGUCCUUACACGGAUUUAAUCAAUGUGUCGACUACGCAUGAAAAUCCAAUACCUAAAUUAUUAGUCACAUCGAGAAAAGGUAUUCACAUAUUGGACAUGGAUUUAAACACUACUUAUUUCGUGUCAGAGUACGUAUACUGA
Camponotus floridanus (Florida carpenter ant) is the source of this 729-nucleotide messenger RNA. RefSeq names its product proto-oncogene tyrosine-protein kinase ROS-like. NCBI's taxonomy places the organism in Eukaryota, Metazoa, Arthropoda, Insecta, Hymenoptera, Formicidae. Bases 1 to 729 code for a protein of 242 amino acids. Gene Ontology annotation, molecular function: protein binding. The transcript is spliced from 5 exons. The record is from RefSeq and is a predicted model, not a curated record.